CCCCUCCCAGAUCUAGUCAACAUGGCCGGCGUGGGGUACCUCGGAUUGAGAAACGCAAUAAAAUGUUUAAAACGCGCCCGCAGUACAGCAAGCUUACAGCAUUACUCUGCCAGCGCGGCCGCUGCGCCCCACUAUCCUGGCAUCGUGGAGUCCACAGACGAGUUCAGAUUCGUGGAGAGGCUGAUCCCCCCCUCCCGGGUUCCAGAGCCCCCCAAACACCAGCAGUACCCCACACCCAGCGGCUGGACACCCCCCUCAGCGAAGCCCCCCCCGCUCCCGUACACGGUGAGACGUUCCCGCAUGCACAACAUUCCCGUCUACACCGACAUCACCCACGGCAACCGCAAGAUGACCGUCAUCCGCAAGAUCAGUGGAGACAUCUGGGCUCUGGAACAGGAAGUGAAGUCGUAUCUGACGCAGCUGACGGGGAAGUGCCCGCCCACUCAGGUCAACGAGGUCACCAUGAGCAUCCGGGUGAAAGGUUACUACGACACAGAGCUGAAAGCCUGGCUGACUGAGAAGGGCUUCUGAGCAGAGGGAGGAGAGAGAGAGAGAGGGAGGAAGAGAAGGUGGGGCCAGCCCAGUUGAAAGGUCACGCUGUCACCUGGAAGGCUGUUGUUUUGGGGCCCGGAUCUCCAGGCAAGCCCACAGACCAGUAGACAGAGAAGAAACGCUGGAAAAAUAAACUUUAGAAAACUUAACAGGGAUGGGAGCGAGACUCCCGCUGCACAGCAGUGUGAUCCAGUCCUGGUUUCACUGGGAGUUUAAUAAUCAGACACACCUGAGCUUGUUAGCGAGACACACUGGGGGCUGAUCAAGCUGGUAGCAGUAAAACCUGGACUGGAUCACACCGCUGUGCAACAGGAGUCUGAUUUCUGUCUCUGUGCUAUUUCUGUCAAAAUAAUGAACUAUUUGUCAACUCCAGAACUGUGCUGUCUUUACAAAGCAAAUAAAUGAAAACAAAAUGCAAAUAAAACGAUGGUCUUUAUUUAUCAAUAUAUAAAAAAGCAUUAAACGUCUUAUCCACAAAUACAAACAACUGCUGAACUUAGAAAUUCUAGAAGAAACUCAAUUCAACGGCAAACGUUUCCGCUGCGCUGGUCGCUGAAUUUAUUAAGUUUCUUUCAGCAUUUCUAAACGUACGUUCAUAAGUCCAAAAUCGCUCGACAAACACGUACGAGAAAAACAUUCAGAACGUCGCCUGAGGAACGCUGGCUUUUUACAAAAUAUUCCUUUUAAAAGAAUUUAUUAUUAUUUUAUUUUUUUAAAUCCUUGUAAAAACAGGCAGUUGAACAAUUCGCCUUUUAAGGAGUACUUAAAAUAAAAAAUAAUAAUAAU
This is a messenger RNA of Acipenser ruthenus (sterlet), 1338 nucleotides long. It is a transcript of the gene mrpl49, whose product is annotated as mitochondrial ribosomal protein L49. Gene Ontology annotation, molecular function: structural constituent of ribosome. The transcript has 4 exons. Lineage: Eukaryota; Metazoa; Chordata; Actinopteri; Acipenseriformes; Acipenseridae. Gene Ontology annotation, cellular component: ribosome; mitochondrial large ribosomal subunit. The record is from RefSeq and is a predicted model, not a curated record. Gene Ontology annotation, biological process: translation. The coding region runs from base 22 to 531 and encodes 169 amino acids.